Molecule: messenger RNA, 1284 nt
Organism: Prunus armeniaca (apricot)
Lineage: Eukaryota; Viridiplantae; Streptophyta; Magnoliopsida; Rosales; Rosaceae
Source: the annotation of a GenBank genome assembly
AUGGACCCGGCUGCUCGCCCCGCUGUAGUUAUCGACAAUGGCAGUGGGUAUACUAAGAUGGGGUUCGCGGGUAAUGUCGAGCCGUGUUACAUUGUUCCGACUGUAGUUGCCUUAAACGAAUCGUUUCUGAACCCGGCCAGAACCUCCUCCAAGGCUGGUUGGCUAGCGCAGCACAAUGCUGGCGUAAUGGCUGAUCUUGAUUUCUUUAUAGGGGAUGAGGCCCUGGAAAGGUCUCGAUCUAGUACAACUUACAAUCUGAGCUAUCCCGUUCGCCAGGGUCAGGUCGAGAAUUGGGAUUCAAUGGAGCGGUUUUGGCAGCAAUGCAUAUUCAACUAUUUGCGUUGUGAUCCUGAAGACCACUAUUUUCUUUUAACUGAGAGUCCGCUUACUGCCCCUGAGAGUCGCGAGUAUACGGGCGAAAUUAUGUUCGAGACUUUCAAUGUUCCUGGCCUUUACAUUGCCGUGAAUUCGGUACUUGCUCUUGCAGCUGGUUACACAACGUCUAAGUGUGAGAUGACAGGGGUUGUGGUAGAUGUUGGAGAUGGAGCAACUCAUGUUGUACCUGUUGCAGAAGGUUAUGUUAUUGGGAGCAGCAUCAAGUCAGUUCCUAUUGCCGGGAAAGAUGUAACUCUCUUCGUCCAGCAGCUUAUGCGGGAAAGAGGAGAGAAUGUGCCACCAGAAGACUCCUUUGAUGUAGCUCGCAAAGUGAAGGAAAUGUAUUGCUAUACUAGUUCUGACAUUGUCAAGGAGUUCAAUAAGCACGAUAAAGAACCAUCCAAGUAUAUUAAGCAAUGGAGAGGCAUUAAACCAAAGACAGGCGCACCUUACUCUUGUGACAUUGGCUAUGAACGAUUUCUUGGUCCAGAGGUUUUCUUUAAUCCUGAGAUUUAUAGCAAUGACUUCACCACUCCCUUACCAGCUGUAAUUGACAAGUGUAUUCAAUCCGCGCCAAUUGACACUAGGAGGUCUUUGUAUAAGAAUAUAGUGUUGUCUGGAGGUUCAACCAUGUUCAAGGACUUCCACAGGAGGUUGCAACGGGAUAUAAAGAAGAUUGUCGAUGCCCGGCUUCUUGCAUCUGAAGCUCGAGUUGGUGGGGAAUUAAAAUCACAGCCAGUGGAAGUAAAUGUCGUUAGUCAUCCCAUCCAGAGAUUUGCAGUUUGGUUUGGAGGCUCUGUACUUGCAUCCACACCUGAAUUCUAUGCGGCUUGCCAUACAAAAGAAGAGUAUGAGGAAUAUGGUGCGAGCAUAUGCAGAACAAAUCCUGUUUUCAAGGGUAUGUAUUGA